AUGAUAUUCAGGCCCCAAAUACUACUGGUGCUGAGUCUCUUAUUGAGUCUUUUCCUAUUUGCAAUUGGGUUCUUCCCACAGAAAAAUGUCUUGAAGGGCCUAGCAGACUUCCAUUACAACUCUGAACAGCAAAGAGAAACGAAACCGGUCUUCCAAAAACUUGUACUAGUGGUCAUCGAUGCCCUAAGAUCUGAUUUCUUGUUCGAUGAAACGAACUCACACUUUCAUUUCAUUCAUUCCCAAUUAAACGAGGGAACAGCGUGGGGAUUUACAGCGUAUUCUAAUCCGCCUACUGUCACACUUCCUAGGUUAAAAGGUAUUACGACAGGUUCCACUCCGAACUUCUUGGAUGCCAUUUUAAACGUCGCAGAGGAUGAUGUAUCUACCACUUUGGCUGAUCAAGAUUCAUUGUUAGCUCAAUUCCAUUUACAAAAUAAGAAGAUCAACUUUUUUGGUGACGAUACUUGGUUAAAAUUGUUUCCUAGGGAUUGGUUUAAUGAAGUAGAGGGCACUAAUUCCUUUUUUGUCUCUGAUUUCGAAGUUGUAGAUACAAAUGUCUCGAGACAUUUAACUAAACAAUUGAAGCAUAAUCAUGAUUGGGAUGUGUUGAUAAUGCAUUACUUGGGACUCGACCAUAUUGGACAUAAAGAUGGAGCCUCCUCUAAGUUUAUGCCAGAGAAACAUAUAGAAAUGGAUAAUAUUGUAAGACAAGUGUACGAAAAUAUAGAUGAUGAUACGUUACUUGUGGUGAUGGGUGACCAUGGAAUGAAUGAAGUGGGGAAUCACGGCGGUUCCUCAGCAGGAGAAACAUCUGCCGGGUUGGUGUUUUUAUCCAAUAAAUUAAAGAAAGGUGAACUUCCUUUGAAACAAAGACACCUAAACUUACCAAUUAAGAGGCAAACUGAUGAAAACUUCCAAUUCUUGACUUCAGUCCAACAAAUUGAUUUGGUUCCAACCUUGGCUACUUUAUUUAAUAUCCCAAUUCCUAAAAAUAAUGUAGGUAUUGUUAUUCCAGAGUUUCUGCAAUUUCUUAGAAAAGAUAUGAUUAAUAUAAAACUAAUGGAAAAUUAUCACCAGUUAUUGCAGCUAUCAAAAGGCCAAGAUUUACCAAAUAUUCCUUUCGAUCAUAUGGAUAGUAAAAAUAUAAUGAAUAAAAUGAAAGAAAUACAAGAUGAAUUAACGAAGAACGCAACUAACUACAAUUAUUCAUACCUCGGAAGGGGUUACCUUUUGUUGAUUUUUACCACUGUUACUGUCUUCAUUGUAUUCAUUCUAAACCAAAAAUCUCUUUACUGCGCAACGACGAUUAUAACAAUAGUGAUUUCAUUAUUAGUAGGGCUCUCGUCGUUUGGAAGCAGUUUUGUCGAAGAAGAGCAUCAAAUUUGGUGGUGGAUAAUAACUGGAUCCAUUAUGUUCUCAUGUAUAGAAACACUAAUUUCGAAUCCUUCAAAAUCAACAGUCUUCAACCAUUUUCUUAUUGCUGUUUGCGCUAGAAUUAUUAGAGGUUGGAAUAAUAGUGGCCAAAAACACGUGUACGAAUUCAUAUUAACAAACAUACUUAAGAACCAUUACAAUACACUGUGGUACUUAAUAUGUACCACCAUUUACUAUAUUGGGUUAAAAAAUACUAUUAGAACAGAUUUUCUUUCGUUUUUGGGCCCCUUCUUCAUGACAACUUUAUGUUUCGUAUAUAAAUUAGAUUGGGCUAUCGUGAAUAAUGAAUCUGUUCCUGAAUGGUUCUAUGUAAUAACAAAGGAGGCAAGUGACAUAUUACUGAAAGUCGGUCAUUCGCCAAAGGACGCAUUUAAGGAGGCACUGCUUCCUUUGGCAACGUUGUUUUACCAAACAUUUGUCGCAUUAGUAUCCAUCAGAAUAAUAUUUUUGGUAUUUUUCUCCAGAAGAAAAACUUUCUUUGACGAUAUUAGCAAUUAUAUCAGCUUGCUACUGAUAUUUCAAUCAACAGCAACCAAUAUUCCCCAAUUUUUAGUUUUUGAAUUUUUAAAGAAGUCAAUCACUAAAGUAUUACAGAAUUAUCAUCAAGAAAAUAAAAACAAUUAUCUUCCGUUGAUCUCUUUAAUUUUGCAAUCAUUUACUUUCUUCCAAUUUGGAGGCACAAACUCUAUUGCGACCAUCGACAUAUCCAAUGCAUAUCAUGGAAUAUCAGAAAACUAUAACAUAUACCUUGUUGGUAUCUUUAUGACCAUAUCAAAUUUUGCACCAUCAAUAUAUUGGAUAAUUUCAAUGUGGCCAAUUCUAUAUGCAGAAAUACCGGAAAGUUCCUCGAAAUGGAAUAUUUAUUUUAAGAACAAAUUGCCUCUGCUGGUAUUUAAUUGUAUUGUUGGAUGCUGUCUCUUGGCCGCAUGCUACAUAUUGAGAUACCAUCUUUUUAUUUGGAGUGUUUUCAGCCCAAAGUUAUGUUACUUUCUUGGUUGGAAUGUGUUUAUGAACUUUGUCGUUGGAUGGCUAGUUGAAGGUACAUUAGUGGCCUUAUAUUAA
Naumovozyma castellii is the source of this 2496-nucleotide messenger RNA. It is a transcript of the gene LAS21, whose product is annotated as mannose-ethanolamine phosphotransferase LAS21. Bases 1 to 2496 code for a protein of 831 amino acids. The record is from RefSeq and is a predicted model, not a curated record. The transcript has a single exon. Lineage: Eukaryota; Fungi; Ascomycota; Saccharomycetes; Saccharomycetales; Saccharomycetaceae.